CGUGAUAGUAUAGUAACUGGCCAACUGCUUCUUGUGCUUUUAUACUUUUUGACCUCUUACUAUCUGUUAUUUUUGUUGUGCCUUUUGACAGUUGUAUUCUUAAUGUGGUUGUUAACAUUCUGAAAGAUUUUUAAUGUUACAGGAAUUAACUGUUAAAAUAGUGUCUUCUUAGAUGAUGAAACAAAUGAAGAUGGGGCUUAAAUCUUAAGGGGGUGAAUUAACACAACAAAAACUGAAAUCUAGUUUCUGUUUGUAAAUUUCUAAGUAAUUGAAUGGAUAUGAAGCUUGAAAUUGAAUGUGAUGUUGCCUGGGGGCUUAAGGAAACUUUUUACUACAAACUUCCCUAGUACCAUUGUGUGGAGUAUUCAGAUAUGAAUUAUGGACUAUUAGUUAUCAGUUCCUUCUGUUAAGAAAGGAGGGAGGUUGAGGAGAAGGAAGAAAAUAACCCAAAUGAGAAAUGAUUCAAAUGUUAAAAGUACAUACUUGCGUACUGAUGUUUGUUGCUUAUAGUACAUGAGAACUAGUGGGUAUCCAGCAUAACUUUUUGAAAACUUUUGUUGAAAAUACUUGUUUUUACAGCAUUACCUUCUUAAAAUAUUGUGACAAGUAUUCAUUUCCUCAUACAUCUGGAUUCUGAGCCCACAAGGAAAUUAUACAGAGGGCAAGCUUGAAAGUAGGCAGUGUUGGUCAACUUAACAAGUUAGAAAAGGUCUAUGUGACUUAAAGAUACUUGGAGUACCAUUUUUAUCCUCAUAUUUCAUUUGCUAAAGCUUUGUGCUCUCUUUGUGGCAUGGCAAAAAAGUAAUUUUAAUGUUGUUUUCUCCCAGAAAAAUGAGCUACUGUCUGGCACAGCUUUUCUGGGGUAGCAUUUCCUCUUUGUAUAACAGGAACAUAAUAGAGAACUGGGGCAGGUGGGAGUUUGGUAUUGAUGGAUUUCAAGUUCCUUUUGUCUUUCCCAUGUAAACUGAAUUUAAGUGGACUGUGGUCUCUGGUUUGGAUGUCUUGGGGCUUAGUGAAUCCUUGUAUACUGGGCACCCAUAUGGUCAAUUACUGACUACUUUCAGAAAGCUUAUUAUAUAGAGGCCUCUGGGGGGCUGAGGGUCUGGUUUUAGCUCUUAUCUGGUACUUUGAUUUGAAAUAUGUACUCAGAAACCUAGAUCUCUCUAAACACUUCAGCUGACAGAUACAGAGGAGUUUACUCGCUAUGCUUAAGACUUUAGAAGAAUAAUUUUAAAGUGUACUGACUGGAAUAUAUGCAAUAUUUUACAGUUUUCUCAUUCUGUGAAUAUUCAUUUUAAGCAACCUUAUUGAAAUGGGACAAUUUGGAUACCAUGUUUGAUAUGCCAAAGAAGAGCUCUACCUGAAUACUGGAUAUUCCUCUGACUUGAUGUUUCUUCAGUGACUGCUUUUUACAUCAAAAUGGAUUCUAUUCUAGAUGGAAAACAGUCGUCUUUUGAAGGAAAAUGGAUACCGUGAGAAACCGUUCAGUGGAAGUUGGCACAUGCUGAAGUGGACUGCAUUUUCAUGGGAAAGCUAGCACAGGAUCUGCAGCUUUCAACAAACCAUCUGACUUCGGUCCUGUUGCAGAGAAAUAUGUGAACCUAAAAUCCUAUAACUGAAUACUUCAGAUUAUAUUGAAUUACAUGAAUGAUAGCCUGAGAACAGAUGUCUUUGUAAGAUUUCAGCCAGAAAGCAUUGCCUGUGCCUGUAUUUACCUUGCAGCUAGGACACUGGAGAUUCCACUUCCUAAUCGUCCACACUGGUUCCUGCUCUUUGGAGCAACAGAAGAAGAAAUUCAAGAAGUUUGUUUAAAAAUUUUGCAACUUUAUACUCGGAAAAAGGUUGAUAUAACUGAUCUGGAAAGUAAAGUGGAAAAAAAGAAAUUAGCAAUUGAGGAGGCAAAAGCACAAGCUAAAGGUCUGCUACCUGAGGGAACUCCAAGUUUAGAUAACAUAUCAGGAUUUUCCCCUGUACCAAAAAAUGAGUCUCCAAAAGAAAUUAAAGGAAAUAAACCUUCACCACUACCUGUUCAGGCAGUGAAAAAUGCUAAAAGAAAAACUGAGGGAGCAAAAAGAACGAAUUCAAAUAGCCCAGUAAAUGGCAUUCAGAAAGGAAGAGAAAGUAGAAGUCGAAGUGGAAGUAGAGAUCAGAGUUAUUCAAGAUCACCAUCCAGGUCUGCAUCCCCUAAGCAUAGGAAAAGUGAAAGUUACUCUACUUCAAGUGGUUCGAAGUCCCAUAGCCGUUCUAGGAGUCGCAGUGACUCUCCUCCAAGGCAGUUCAACCACAGUUCUAGUUACAAAGGUUCCAAGAUGAGAAGUUACAAGAAAUCAAAAGACUACAAAUACUCAACACACAAACCAAGGAAAUCCCGCAGCAGAAGUUCAUCGCGUUCCAGGAGCCGGUCCCGGGAGCGUUCUGACCAUUCAGGGAAAUACAAGAAGAAAACUCACUACUACAGAAAUCACAGGCAUGAGCGUUCACGCUCCUAUGAGCGAACGAGUCAUCGCUAUGACCGAGACCAUCCUGGCCACAGUAGGCAUAGGCGAUGAGCAGGACAAAGUGUUUUUCCCCCCCCCCCCCCUUUUGGAAUUCAGAGGAGUCCGUUCUUCCAUCUGAGCUUUACAGCAUAGGGUUAAUCUGGUUUAUAAACCACUUUAGCUUCAGCAAUGUCCAUUCUGCUGCUAAUUCUGUACUCUAAUCCAAAGGAAAUACACAAAAAGGAUAGGAUGAUGUGAAAGACUUAAUCAGAUUGUCCUAGUUGCUGUCUGUUGGAGUGUCAUCUAAUAAUGCUGCAGAGCUUGACUCUGUAGGUGCUCCUGUUGCCUGCUCUUUAGUUACUUGCAUACUGUAGCACAGCGGAGUAUUACUUGGGAUUUGCAGUUCUGCAAGCAGGAACUCUGUUGCUCAGUAGUUGAAGUACUGUGUUGAACAGUCCUUCCCUGUGGAACUAGAAGACUCGAGACAGUUCAUAAAAGAAAAAAAAAAAGAAAAAAAAAUUGGAGUGGCUUGGUGCUAACAAAGCUGUCUUUUCAUACUGAUUUCAACUAUGUUGUACAAUUGUAAAGUGACUUUUUUUAGAAUUAUGCCUAUAUUAGGUUAUAUAUGUGUGUAUAUAUAUUUUGCAGUGUUACAGUAUAGUAUGGGAAUAUGGCCUUACUAGCCUUUACACUUUAUCCACAAUGUAAAUAAGCAUUUGUUUAAUACAAGUGAAAGAUAUAUACAGAAAAUUCAAAACUUGAAUUCUAUCAAAAAGACUUGUGUAGAAAGUUCUGAUAAAUGUGAAAGUAUUUAGCUUGUGUAUUGAAAGUAGUAUAUUUUUUAUCCGUGCAAUGCUGUGUGCAGGCCACCAGCUCAUAAUAGACAUUUCCUAUAUAUACAUUCUAUGUGGUUUGAAAUUCUUUACUCAGGAUCUUUGACAGACUACUAAUUCAGAGUGUCAAUCUGUCUGCUAGUUAAAGAACAGAACAUGUUUUUUUUUUGUUUUAGAGAAAAAAGAAGAAAAAGCCACACAGCCCAGUAGUAUCAGUUCUAAUGGUAUAUCUGAGCUGUUGCUCUCGUGCUCCCUAAUUUCAUUAAAGUAUUUGAUUUUUAUAUUAA
Messenger RNA from Rhea pennata, 3597 nucleotides. It is a transcript of the gene CCNL2, whose product is annotated as cyclin L2. The transcript has 7 exons. Bases 1644 to 2549 code for a protein of 301 amino acids. Gene Ontology annotation, biological process: regulation of transcription by RNA polymerase II. Gene Ontology annotation, cellular component: nucleus. The record is from RefSeq and is a predicted model, not a curated record. Lineage: Eukaryota; Metazoa; Chordata; Aves; Rheiformes; Rheidae. Gene Ontology annotation, molecular function: cyclin-dependent protein serine/threonine kinase regulator activity.